Zea mays is the source of this 1494-nucleotide messenger RNA. RefSeq lists its product as uncharacterized. Lineage: Eukaryota; Viridiplantae; Streptophyta; Magnoliopsida; Poales; Poaceae. The record is from RefSeq and is marked validated.
ACGUUUCAAGAACCACUCCUCCGUCACCCCCCUCACAAGCCUUGCUUGUAGUCGUAGCUACUAGCCUCAACAACUAACACCACACGACCCACUCCAUUACUACUUAGUUUUUCCCUUCCUUCGCAGACCAUCACCUCCAUCCAGCUCCAGGCUCGCUCGCUCUUCUCCCAUGGCCGCAGGAGCUGCCUCCACGGGCAACUGGUCGCGUGCGACCGGCGCAAUGCGUGCGGCCAUGGUAUUGUGGGUUUGUUUGGCUUACAUGCGCGGUGUGUGCGAGGACUGGUCGCCAUUGCGGCUGCUGGUGCUCUUGGUGGCGGCGACGCUGGUGGCGAGGUGGUUCCUAAACGCCGUGCGGCCGCCUCCCUCGACGCCGUGCGGCACGCCCGGGGGCCCGCCGGUGACGGCGCCCAGGGUGCGGCUGCGCGACGGGCGGUACCUGGCGUACGCCCAGUCCGGCGUGAGCAGGGACAGGGCGCGCUUCAAGGUGGUGUACUCGCACGGCUUCUCCGGCAGCCGCAUGGACUCGCCCCGCGCUUCCCAGGAGCUGCUGGAGGAGCUGGGCGUGUACAUGGUGGCGUUCGACCGGGCCGGGUACGGCGAGAGCGACCCGGACCCGCGGCGGUCGCCGGAGAGCGCGGCGCUGGACAUCCAGGACCUGGCCGACGCGCUGGGUCUGGGUGACAAGUUCCACCUCGUCUGCUCCUCCCUCGGUUCCCACGCCGGCUGGGCCGCCGUCAGGUACAUCCCGCACAGGCUGGCGGGGCUGGCAAUGAUGGCGCCGGUCAUCAACUACCGCUGGCGCGGGCUGCCGCGGGGGCUGGCCCGGCAGCUCUACGGGAGGCAGCCGGUCGGCGACCAGUGGUCGCUCCGGGUCGCCUACUACGCGCCGUGGCUGCUGCACUGGUGGAUGAGCCAGCCGUGGCUGCCCACCUCCACCGUCGUCGACGGCUCCGCGCCCUUCCCCAACGCGCUGGACGAGAAGAACCGCGUCAUGGCGCUCUCCAACGGCAUGUUCCACUCGAGGGCGAGGCUGGCGACGCAGCAGGGCGUACAGGAGUCCUUCUACCGCGACAUGACGGUCAUGUUCGGGAGGUGGACGGACUUCGAGCCGACGGACCUCGAGAAGCCGCCGUUUCCGGUGCACCUGUUCCAGGGUGACGAGGACGGCGUCGUGCCCGUGCAGCUGCAGCGGCACAUAUGCAAUAAGCUCGGCUGGGUCAGCUACCACGAGCUCCCCGGAGCUGGGCACUUCUUGUCAGCGGUGCCAGGACUCGGCGACAGGAUCCUCAGCACGCUCCUGUCCUCGCCGGCGUCGGCGUGACUGAUCCACGACUCGCACCUAGCAAGUACUAGACUACUAGUACAUGACUGAUGUUGCUGUAGCUAUGUCUCCAAAGCAUUGCUGGUCGCUGAAGAAAAGCACUUUAUAUGAGCUUAGACUAUCUCUAGCAGAUUUAUUAUCACAUCUCAUAUCUCACUCUCUAUUUCAAACUC